AUGUAUACAAAAGAUAAAUUUAUAAAAGAAGAUUUUAGUGAAAAUAUUAAAGUAUGUUGUUUAAAAGUUAAAACAAAACAAAUAUAUGAAAUAAAUUAAAAAUUAAAAUCUUAUUUAUUUCAACGCCAAAGUUUUAAAAGGGUACUUCCUUUAAACAAUGAGCAUAAAUUAAUAUGUUUAGACUAAAAUUUAAAAUUGGAAAAAAAAGAAAUAGACUGGCCGAAAAAUUUAUUAGAUUUUUUAUCUGAAAACUCAGACAUAGAAAUAUUAGAAAAAGAACUCACUUUAAAAUUUGAUGAUUUUACCAUUAAUGAAAUAUUAGAAAAAAUAAUACCUCUUGAAUUCGGAAUUCCAUCAGGAUUUGAAACUAUAGGUCAUAUAGCUCAUUUUAAUUUAAAACCAAAUUAAUUUCCUUACAAAUAUUUAAUCGGAUAAGUUUUAAUCGAAAAAAUAAAAUCAAUAAAAACAGUAGUAAAUAAAUUAGAAAAACUUCAUAAUAUAUAUCGAACUCCAGAAUUAGAAAUUCUUGCAGGCAACCCAAAUUUAGAAACCAAAGUAAAUGAAGGAAAAUGUAUUUUUACUUUAAAUUUCGAAAAAGUAUAUUGGUGUAGUCGAUUAAUAACUGAAAGAGACAGAGUUCUUUAAAAUUUCAAGCCAAAUUAAACUAUUUUAGAUUUAUUUUGUGGUGUAGGACCUUUAGCAAUAAGAGCAGCAAAAAUAGGUUGUAAUGUAAUUUGUAAUGAUUUAAAUCCUUUUUGUUAUGAUUAUUUGUUAAUAAAUCGUAAAAAUAAUCAUGUAGAAGAUAGAACUUUAUGUUUUAAUAAUGAUGCAAGAAAAAUAGUUGAUUUAUUAUUAGGAAAAGAGAAGUUAAAAUACCCUGAAUAAUUUUGGCAUUUCGAUCAUAUUUAUAUGAAUUUACCUGUUUUAAAUAUUGAGUUUUUUGACGUUUUCAAAGGAUUACUAAUAAAGGGAGAUAAGAAUAUUUGGAAUGAAAAUAAUUUGCCGUUUAUUCAUGCUACAGGGUUCGUAAAUGAAACAGAAGGAGAAGAUUGUUUAAAUUUAGUGGAAAAAAGAAUAUAGAAAAAACUGAGGUUUUUUAAAAAAGAAAAUAUUCAGCAUUUUAAUGUCAUUAAAAAUGUCACUGCGUCAAAAUUAAUGUUUUGUAUUUCAUUUUAGCUUUCCAUAGAAGAUGCAAAAGAUUAACCUGAUGAAAAUUAUAUAUAUAUGUAACCAGAAAGGGAGGAUGAAAGUCUUCCUUUAAAAGUAAGUAAUUUUGGAGAUAUUAUUAAGAAAAAAUUAAAUUGUAAAAUUGAAUUAAAUAAUUAUAAAUGUAUUAUUAAUAUUUUUUUUUUAAAUUCUUUUUUAAUUUAUUAAAUAGUUUUAUUAUAUGUAUAUUUUAAUACUAAAAUUUUAAUUUUAUAUUUUAGUUUAUUGAUAGUUUAUAACUUUUUUUAUUAUUUUCAAUGUAAUUGA
This is a messenger RNA of Ichthyophthirius multifiliis, 1473 nucleotides long. RefSeq names its product TRM5 tRNA methyltransferase 5, putative. Gene Ontology annotation, cellular component: cytoplasm. Lineage: Eukaryota; Ciliophora; Oligohymenophorea; Hymenostomatida. The transcript has 3 exons. The record is from RefSeq and is a predicted model, not a curated record. Gene Ontology annotation, biological process: tRNA N1-guanine methylation.